AUGACAACCGACGACCCAACCGUUUUCAAUUCCAUCCCCUGGGUCUCAGCCCUCCUACACGACAAAUCCUUCGUGACAUACACCAUUCCCUCUCGAACCGUCAAACCCUCCACAGAGGAUAACCUCUUCUCCAAGACCCUCAACACAUCAACCACCUUUUCCGCAUGUCUCAGCCAGUAUCGGCGGCCCUCUGGCCUUGGAACCGAACCCUCCACGACUGACUUCGAACCUAACACCGAUACCCAUCCAUCGUCAUCGCCAUCAUCACCCAUCACAGAACUCCGUAUGUUCUUCAUGCUUGGCUCCGAUCUCAACGGGUACCCGGGCAUUCUCCACGGCGGCAUCGCCGCCACCCUGCUGGAUGAAUGUACCGGAUUGUUACUGGCGCUGAACGGACAGGUCGGGGAUGCGGUGACGCGGCAGGAGCCCGGGUCGAGACCGGGUCCUGUGACGGCGUACUUGAAUACGAGGUUUCUGCGUCCGGUGCCGACGCCCGGUGUGGUCAUGGUGCAGGCGAGGAUGGUGGAGGGGGAGGGGGAUCGGAAGUGGAGGAUCGAGGGGCGUCUUGUGGAUGGGGAAGGGUUGGCUUUGGUGGAGGCCGAGGCGUUGUAUGUGAGGCCGAGGUCGAGGAUUUGA
Penicillium diatomitis is the source of this 636-nucleotide messenger RNA. Its product is annotated as PaaI family thioesterase. The transcript has a single exon. The record is from RefSeq and is a predicted model, not a curated record. Bases 1 to 636 code for a protein of 211 amino acids. Lineage: Eukaryota; Fungi; Ascomycota; Eurotiomycetes; Eurotiales; Aspergillaceae.